AUGUCGAGCUAUAGCCCCCCCAAGAGGCCGCGACUUUCUCUCCAGAUCAAGGCUCUAUCUACCGGCCCAAGCAUUCGGACCUCACGAACACUUGCGGCCGUUGUCAAUCCACGGUCGCCGACAUCUUUCAACACACUAUCCAAUGUGUACUCCACGGCCAUCGAUCGAUCAGCAUCGACACCGGCACCAGUCACGGCGGAGCCCGUCACGGCCAUCAACAUGACCGCUAAGAGUCUGCCUCAACUGCCGCGUUUGCAAAUGCCUGGCCAAAGUGGACUGGACCACAGUGCGCACACGCCUUAUGUGACAACUCAGUUUCCAGAGACGCCCCUGACCGCACGGCCAAUGUCUCCUGCAGUGGCGAAGGAUGUUGCCUUUCCAAGUACAAUGAUGACGGCUACGCCGCCUCUCUCUGCCGGGCCUAUUGACCAGACAAGUGCCCAGCCGCAAGUGUUCUGCUUUUCACCAGACGACGUACGGCGGCAUAGUCAAAGUGACGGAAACACAGGCAAUGCAAGCUUCCUUAUCAGAUCUGAAGAGGGCUGCCCGGUGGAUGGAGAUGCCGACACGGCGAUCACAGAUAGUUGCAGCGAGAGCAGCUUUACCGGUUCCGAGACAGGAGUUGAUACUCCAUUUCCUUCUAACCUGCAUUCGUCACCGCCCCACUCACAAUCUACAACGGGAGCGGCCGCCACGGCAAACGGUCGGGUCAUAGUGCCAGCUAUUUCGAUGCCCAGACGCCCGGCACCAUAUGUGCACCCGCGAACGCUUCACAGCAUCCUGCGGAACUCGCCGUUGCCACCUUUUACGGCCUUGUCACCCACAUCUGCCCGCCGGCAGUCGCAGCGGCUUAUCGAGAAGGCUUCUCGGCGCGUCAUGUAUAAUUCGCCCCUCACACAGACCAUCACGACCAACUUAUACACGAAAUCGCACAUUGACCUGCUGUGUGAAGAAGCCUCGCCGUUUUCCUCGCCGUUUUCCUCGCCAAUGACAUCCACGCCUGCAGGGAACGACGCCGACACCGUGCUGGAUUUAACUCUGGCCUACACUGGCAACGAGAUCCGUGAUGGUGGCACGACGCCAGGGCCGUUUGAAGAAAUGCGUCGGCGCAUGGCGGGUCUUGGCACGAGCAGUGCAAGCACGAGCACGGCAACAACACCCAUAUCGCCAGGCGGCAUCCGCAAACGGAAACAACCACGGAGGGACAAGAAACGCCGUUGGGUUUGGACCCUGGGCCACGACGAGGAGGAAGAGGCAACGCUGAGCGGUGCUAUGAUAGCACUCAAAGCUGCUCAGAUGGCCGAAGCAGCCGCCUUAUCUACGGCAACACCAACGACGUCGCAAGCUGACGCGCUGGCAACACCAUCGGAAGCCGACGCCGAUGCGGAUUUGAAGACACCGUUGGCACUACAGACGACCGCUUUUGCACACAGCCUUAACCCUGUAUCGGUCGUUGCCAAUGCUUCCAAUGAGGAUGUCGACAUGCAAGACUCAGACGCCUCCGCAGCGGAGCCGAGUACAAUGCCUGUCACAGGCGAUGCGGCCUCCGCAGCUGCGGAAGCGGACAAGGUGGUUGUGCCCUCUGGGCCGUCUAAACCCAAAGAUGCACGCAAACGAAAGAGCACACCUACCCCGUAUGCCACGGACAGCGAGGGCGAGUCCGGCUGCGACGGCGACGGCGACGAUUUCGGCCUUGAUGGCAGCACGUUUGACGACAUCGACCAUAACCAAGCCCACGCUGCUGAUACCGACAUGGACAUGCAGACGCCCACCACCAUACUUGGCAACCAAUUGCAAGGUGCUUGGUUUCGGGCAGCAGCCGCCACAGCUGGGCGCGUAAGAACGGCACCAUGGGAUUUGUCGGGAUAA
Sporothrix schenckii 1099-18 is the source of this 1869-nucleotide messenger RNA. RefSeq lists its product as uncharacterized. The record is from RefSeq and is a predicted model, not a curated record. Lineage: Eukaryota; Fungi; Ascomycota; Sordariomycetes; Ophiostomatales; Ophiostomataceae. The transcript has a single exon. The coding region runs from base 1 to 1869 and encodes 622 amino acids.